AUGAACCAAUCCACUUCAGCCAACUGCGUGUAUGGUUAUCCACCACGGUGGAAAGUGGGGUGUGGCAUGUGUCAAAAGAGAUGGGCGGUCUCCAUGGAGUCAAUACCAUGCGGACACGUAUUUUGCAGCACAUGCUUUCCAGAAAUAAAAGUAUGCCCUCUGUGUUGUGGCGAAGUUGCUUCAAGGAGGCCAGCUUUCCGUUGUGCGUCGGCGCUUGACCGAGUAAGGGCAAGAAGAAAUUAUGUGGGCCCCACUGCCUUCUAUAAUGAUUGCAGCCAAAAAACUGGCAAGACAGUGGUCGAUCCCAUGAGGUUGACGAGGGGAAUGGGAGGGAUGGUGCCGUCCAAACUUUUUGAACGAAUCAAGAAGUCGGAAGAAAGCAACUGGAAGGUUAUGGACUUAUCGGGUUGCACUGAGCUGUUAGACGCCAGACUCCUCACUAUGCUCGCCUCUUUGGAGGAGCUAAAUCUCGCCGGUUACCCCAGAGUCAGGCACGAUCUUGAGGUCAUUGCGUCCCUGAACAACCUGGUGAGAUUGUAUUUGGAUGAAACUGAUGCGGACGAUAGAUGUAUUUUUAAAAUCAGAAAUAAAAGCCUUCUCCACCUGAGUUGCGUUAGUUGCCGUAGGAUAACGGAUGUAAGACCCCUCGCUGAGACCACAACCCUCCAAAAACUAUCGCUUGCAGGUUGCAAGAACAUCGAGUUUGGCCUGGAAGAAAUAUGCGAGUUACCCCAUAUACGAAAACUAAACUUGAGGGGGACACAGAUGAAUGACGCGUGCAUCUCGAAACUGAGUCGAAACUCGAAUCUCCUGGAGUUGGAUUGUGGAGAUUGCCUCGAAAUAACGGAUGUCAAGCCCCUGGCUAAGUCAAAAAAACUCGAGGUUUUGACCCUGGAAGGGUGUGAAAAUAUAAUCCGGGGGCUGGUAGAUCUUUGCGCGCUUCCCGAUGUACGGCAGAUGAACUUCAGCGGCACAGCCGCGGACAAUGCUUGUAUCUCAAAAUUAGGCAAAAGCAAGAAAUUGGUUAGUCUUUUCUGUGAGCAAUGCCCGCGUGUAACGAACAUCAGACCGUUAGCAAAAAUUAAAACACUUGAGUUUUUGUCGCUCAGUGGCUCCAUAAAUAUCAGCAGGGGAGUGGGUAGGAUUUGUGACAAUCAGUGGAUUCGGGGGCUCAAUUUUAGUGACGUGGACGUGAGAGAGACUGACGUAAUGGCAUUAGCGGACUGUGACUACCUCGUUUCGUUAAAUCUUUCUGGGUGUUUAGAGAUGACCGAUUUGGAUGCAAUAGAGGGUUGUAUGUCGUUGGAGUCACUGAGUCUUUGCGACUGUAGGGAUCUCGCUGACAUCACGUCGCUGCGGGAAUGCAGGUUUUUGAAAACGUUAGAUCUUUCCGGGUGCUCGAGCCUCUGUGACAUAAGUGCACUAAGAGAAUGUGCGCGCCUGAAAACCCUUGUUCUCUCGCGGUGCACGGGGUUGAGGGAUUUGAGUGGGCUGGGCGAAUGUGCAACAUUGGUGUCUCUCGAUCUUUCUGAAUGUCAUAGCCUUGUUGACAUAAGUGCACUUGGGGGAUGUGUAAAUUUGGUGGCACUUUACCUGCGGGGUUGCAAUGGUCUACAGGAUUUGAACGCAUUGAAGGAGUGGAAAAGUCUGAGAAUGCUUGAUCUCUCUGGUUUCCGGAAACUCGAGGACGUCACCGCACUGAGGGGGGGUAGGAAUUGGUUGACUUUAAAUCUCAGCAACUGUGAGAACCUGAAGGAGGCGUGGUUAGAUGGUCAUGAUUGCAGGGACCUCUUGGCCCUUGAUCUCAGCAAUUGCGAAAACCUCAAAGAAGUAUGGUUGGACGGAUGCAGGCAACUUGCUAAUUUGAAUCUCAGCAACUGCAAGAACAUGUGGUACAUUCACGGCCAAACAGAAUGCAAGGGGUUGGUGACGCUUAAUCUUUACAACUGUGGAACGAUACAGAACGGUAUUGGGGAUCUUCUGAAGCUCCCACGCUUAACGGUCCUUCAUAUUGAUUACAAUAACGCCGACAGACAGUCAAUAGAAAAUCUGAGGAACAAAGGAUUGGAGAUAGUGAUGGAAGAAGAAGAGGAAGAGGAGGAGGAGGGGAGCGAGUACACAAGCGAGGAUGAAGGUUGUUAA
Molecule: messenger RNA, 2142 nt
Organism: Trypanosoma brucei brucei TREU927
Lineage: Eukaryota; Euglenozoa; Kinetoplastea; Trypanosomatida; Trypanosomatidae
Product: expression site-associated gene (ESAG) protein; expression site-associated gene 8 (ESAG8)
Exons: 1
Coding region: 1-2142 (713 amino acids)
Source: RefSeq, a predicted model, not a curated record